UCUUAGUUUGUUUAUGCUAGCAGAAAGCAAACAGCAAAAAAAAGAGACAAAUGGAUUCUUGAUCAACACAUGAUUUUGUAAGUUUUAAAGCUUUUACUUAUAUUGAAAAUUACAGCAAUGAGGGAAGAGGAAUGCAAGAUGUUGAUUCGUGCUAUAGUAACGUCCAUACCACAUGCCAUUGAUAUCAGGGUUAUGGCUAAGGAGUUUUUUGAUACCAUCGGACAUGAAAUACCAUAUAAGCAGUUUGGGUUUAAAUCAUUGGAGCUCUAUUUGAAAUCUAUUCCGGAUGUUGUUUCAGUGCAUGGGACAGGCAGUUUUGCAACAGUAUCAGUGGUGUGUGUGGAAAAGACUGCUCACAUCCGAGAAAUGGUGCUGAAGCAGAAGCAGGGAAAGAGAAAACCAUUUAGGAAUAACAACAACCACACAUAUAUCAAUAGGAAUAAUGGGUUCCGUGCAAAACCAAAUUUUAGGAUUCAGACAAACCAUUAUAAACCUAUACAAAGCAAGUAUGAGACUCAGGUUGUGCAGAAUGAUACUGCAGAGGUGAGAAAGGAAGAGGAAAGUGAUUGCAAAGAGGUAUCUGAUGGUGUGGAAGAUGAGGUGGUGGUGGUGAAGCAGAACGUCGAAAAGAAUGUGAAGAUAUUUAUAGAAUCUGUUAAGAUUAAUUACAACGUGCCGAACGACGUGCAGCUGAAACUGAAGAUGUUGAUCGACUCGUAUCCGAAUGGAAUGUGGUGCUCGAAUCUGCCGAUCUUCUAUCGGGACAAAUUCAAGGAUAACCUGCAGUACGCCAAAUACGGGUACAUUUCGAUAAUACACAUGUGCAGUUCGUUACCCGCUAUUUUCAAGUACCAGCAGGUUAACCAAGGCGACUACCGUUUGUAUAAUAUCAAUGCGAAUAUCGUGGAGGCUUCGGAAACUGAAUUGCUGAAGCAGAUCGAAGAUUUUAAUACGAUCUACGAAGAAGACGUUCUCUCUCCGCACGUCUCGGAUUUUUUAAAUGAAAAGCUGCUCGAAAUAAUUGAACUGGGCUCGGAGAUUGAGGAGCUGAAGCUGAAGCUGCCGUACAGCGAGGACGACUACAUGGACAUCAUCUUAACUGAGAUCUUCGAUCCGAGUAAGUUCUGGUUCAGCCUGAUGGAGAACGAGGAGCAGAUCAACAACUUAGUGUACGGUCUGAACGAGUUCUGCAAGACCCAUCUGGACAAGUACCUGGUACGUGAGGAGGACUACAAAGUAGGACUGUACUGCGCGGUCAAGUUCCAGAACAUCUUUCAUCGGGCGAAGAUUAUUAGCGUAACAUCAGUAAACGAUUCGGUUCAGGUCUUCUACAUUGAUUACGGCACGUUCCUGUGGUUACCCAAAGAGCAGAUCUGCUAUCUGCACAAGAGUUUUGCGAAAAUGCCGGCGCAGGCUUUGAGAGGUUGCCUUGCCAACAUACAGCCUUUGAACAGGAACACGCGAUGGGACAGCAAAGCCACGCAGAACUUCAUACAGCUCGCCGUCAAUCGGAGAUUGGUAGCGAACAUCCAAAGAGUUCAGGAUGGAUAUUACGAGUUGAUCAUCGCGGACACGAACGGACCGAAAGACAUUUAUAUUAACGACAGUUUAGUGCUGAACGGUCACGGGCUGUUCAAUCAUCAGUGUGUAUGCGAAAAGGAACAAAUUGAGAUCGCGCUCCACGAGGACAACGUGCCAAACGUAUCGGACAUCCAUCUGUAUCCGACGUUCGAGGAUCUCGAGUCCGGACAGAUGCCCAACUUCAUGGAGCUGUGCACUAUCUUGAACGUAGGUGUUCCCUACAAUUCCAUUUUUCCUAAGUAUUUCGAGGCUCGCUGCGCGAAACUCGACCUCGUCCAACAAUUCAAAGAUUUCCUCAUUAAGAAAUGACGUAAAUAAUUAUAGACUACUUUUUUUUUA
Messenger RNA from Nicrophorus vespilloides, 1920 nucleotides. Its product is annotated as tudor domain-containing protein 5. Bases 118 to 1890 code for a protein of 590 amino acids. NCBI's taxonomy places the organism in Eukaryota, Metazoa, Arthropoda, Insecta, Coleoptera, Silphidae. The record is from RefSeq and is a predicted model, not a curated record. The transcript has 9 exons.